CUCAAUCUCUCUCUCAUUAACUGUGGUCAGCGAUUCCUCUGCUUCUUCUUCUUCUUUCACAUCAAUCUCACCGAAUCAGAAGAGGUCCAUAGAUGACAACUACAACUCCGAUUACGGCGUCUUAUUGGUGUUAUAGCUGCACGCGAUUCGUAAGCGGCUGGGCUGAACAAGGUUCCACCUCCGGCGUCACUUGUCCGUACUGCGACGGCGGAUUCAUCGAAGAGAUUAACGAUUCCUCCUCCGCAGCUGCCGAGUUAGUGAACCCAGCUUCCACUGAAGUUAGAUCGAUCAACAAUAGCCGUAGAUCCGUGAUUAGACGCCGGAGAUCCGGUCGUCGUCCGUCGUUUAACCCGGUCAUCGUCCUCCAGGGAGGCGCCGGCGAGAGAGAUGAGGGAGAAGAAGCAGACGGAGCAAGGGAUCGACGUGCUUUCGAGUUUUACUACGACGAUGGAUCUGGAUCGGGUCUAAGGCCGCUUCCGGAUUCUGUAUCUGAGAUCAUGAUGGGAUCGGGAUUUGACCGGUUGCUCGAGCAGCUGAGUCAGAUCGAGGCUUCGGGAACCGGAAUCGGUAGAUCUGGAAACCCUCCGGCGUCGAAAUCGGCGAUUGAGUCUUUGCCGAGAGUCGAAAUCUCGGAUUGCCACGUAGUUGCGGAGGCGAAUUGCGCAGUCUGUAUGGAGGUUUUCGAGGCGGAGACGGAGGCGCGUGAGAUGCCGUGUAAGCACAUUUUCCACGAGGAUUGCAUCGUGCCGUGGCUCUCGAUCCGGAACUCGUGCCCGGUCUGCAGAUUCGAGCUGCCUUCAGAGCCUAACCGACGAAGCAGCAACAACGAGGAGGAGAACGCAGUGGGGAUGACGAUAUGGAGACUUCCCGGAGGCGGAAUCGCCGUCGGGAGGUUUAACGCCGCAAUGAGAGACGGUGAGAGAGUUUUGCCUGUGGUGUUGACAGAAGUUGACGGUGGUGGGAUUGGUAAUAGCGACGGUCCUAGACGGAUAUCGUGGGUUAGAGCACACGGGACACUUGAAUCAGAUGUUGCUGCUGGCUCCGGCUCAGGAGGCAGAUUGAGAAGGAUGGUUCGUGGAAUGGUGUCGUUAAUGAGGAGAGUUAGGCCAAAUCGUGGCUCUUCUUCUUCUGCUGAUAUUUCAUCUUCUUCUAAUCAGUUGGAUUUGAACAUUGAAGUAGAAUCUAGGGUUUUGGAUCGGUCGAAUUCAGUGUUGAGAAGAUACUUCGGGCGAAACAGAAGUAACAGAGAUUCUUCAGUUCUGCAUUGAGAAUACAUAUAUUUUAUUGGUUUGUUUGUUCAUUCAACAGUGUAAAUGUAAGAAUUCAAAAGAAAGAUUGGAAGUCCAUUUUGACAUUUCAUUCGAUUGAUUUCUUCGUAUGUUACAUUACAUCAAAUUUCUAACAUGUUCAUUCAAGUUUA
Molecule: messenger RNA, 1420 nt
Organism: Eutrema salsugineum
Lineage: Eukaryota; Viridiplantae; Streptophyta; Magnoliopsida; Brassicales; Brassicaceae
Product: E3 ubiquitin-protein ligase RDUF2
Exons: 1
Coding region: 93-1268 (391 amino acids)
Biological process (GO): protein ubiquitination
Cellular component (GO): cytoplasm
Molecular function (GO): ubiquitin protein ligase activity
Source: RefSeq, a predicted model, not a curated record